Corythoichthys intestinalis (scribbled pipefish) is the source of this 4469-nucleotide messenger RNA. RefSeq names its product transforming, acidic coiled-coil containing protein 1 (gene tacc1). Bases 435 to 3359 code for a protein of 974 amino acids. The record is from RefSeq and is a predicted model, not a curated record. Gene Ontology annotation, biological process: cerebral cortex development; cell population proliferation; mitotic spindle organization. Gene Ontology annotation, cellular component: cytoplasm. The transcript is spliced from 14 exons. NCBI's taxonomy places the organism in Eukaryota, Metazoa, Chordata, Actinopteri, Syngnathiformes, Syngnathidae.
UCCUCCUCCUGAUUCAGAGAGAAACGGCAAGCUGAUGGGCUGUACCAUUCCCCAACCACAGGGCAACACAUGGAGCUCAGCGAAGAAAACCUACAUCCAUUUCAGUACUAUAAACUUGCUUCCUCCCCCUGCUCAGGUUUAGAGUCAGUGGAACCGCCUGCUGUUCAAGUUGGAGGGGGUUAGCAGGAGGAGAGACGGUGAGCAGAUAGAGAACCAGCUGAUCAGGGAAGCAUAGAAAAGCCAGGGGGGUGAGGUGAGCAUAUGAAGAAAAGAGCUUUCCCUUUCUUUAGUCAUGGUUCCUUACACCAGUGGGAACCCUUGUGAGGAAAGAUCUUAAUAGGAUGAUGAGGGAAAUUUAAAGAAGCUGGUCUUUGACAAGCAAGCAAAUCGACGUCCGGAAUUCAGUUGACAGCCCUACUCAGGAAAAAAUAGAGAUGUCUUGGUUGUCACCUGUGUCAUGGGCCAAAUGGACGUGGACGGCGGUGCGAGGGGCAGAAGAGGAGGGAAGCGAAGAGAAGGUACAUCAUGGUGAGGAAAGGGAGGAGGAAGAUGAAGAGCAAUCUCAAGGCUGCAGUUCUGACUCUGACGGUCAUUUCGAUACUCCUGAGGCAGCGACUCCCAUCCGUGACCCACCCAUCAUCCCAGGAGAGCUGGAGAAUAACAAGGCUGACAAUAAAACUGAUGCAGAACAGGAUGAACACCUGAUUGUUACAGCUCCAGUCGGGGAUUACAAUAAUUUGCUCUUUCAGAACAUGGGUCAAGAUGAGCCAGCGGUACCCAAGCAAGACCCCAAGCAACUAGAAGCACAACAGAAUGGUUUGUCAAAACCAAUAGAUUAUGUACCUGUUCCUGACUCAUUCCCUGGGACAUCAAUUUCAGAAAUGGUCAAAUGCACAGUUCCAUGGCCAGAGCCUCCCCAGGAAGAGCUAUUGGUUCCUGAAGAGAUGAAAUGCACAGUUCCGUGUCUAGAAGCUCCACGAGAAGAGAAGCCAUUGGUUCCUGAAGUGGCGAAAUGUAAAGCUCCAUCGCCAGAGCCCCCCAGAGAAGAGCAAUUGGUUCCUGAAGUAGUCAAAUGUAAAUUUCCAUUGCCAGAACAACCCAGAGAAGAGCCAUUGGUUCCUGAAGUAGUCAAAUGUAAAUUUCCAUCGCCAGAACCACACAGAGAAGAGCCAUUGGUUCCUGAAGUGUUAAAAUGUAAAGUUUCAUCACCAGAACCCCCCAGAGAGGACACAUUGGUUCCUGAAGUGAUAAAAUGCAAAGUUCCAUCGCCAGGAUCACCCAAAGAUACAAUUCCUGUAUUGGAGAAUGAACCAGAUCUGAAGCUUGCUCCGGCUUCUUCUCCUACACCUGCAAAAUCUUCAGUCCUAAUGAGUGAAGCUGUUCCAAGCCCUCUUCUGGAGCGGUCAGAGAAACCUUUUGUUGAUUCAGAACUCCAAAACAGUGGUGUAACCAAAAAAUCUGAAUCUAGCUCAAAAAAUAAAACCCGCAAAUCUAAACCUCCAUCCCUAUCAAUGAAGGAGAUACCGAAUGAGGAUGCACAAUCAAACGAGGAUCAAGAACUCCCUGUUCCCAAAGCCUCAUACAAAUUUGACCCAGACCAGAUAGAUGACAGUUUUAACCCUUUUACUAGCGGUGGAUCCAAAAUCCAGAACUCUCCACCACCAUGCAGUUCACUAACUUUCUCUAGACCAGAACCGCUCGGUAGCUCUCACAUUGAGGACACUACACCCAGACCAACAGAAGAAUCAACAUCAGACUCAAAACCUGUGAUUCUCGAGUUUGGUCUGGACGAGGGAACGGUCCGUAAACCACCUCCAAAGAAACUCGGAUGUAAAAAAACAACCAGCAAACUCAAGAAACAAAUGAAGCCAAAAGUGUCAGAAACUUCUUGUGAGCCAGCACCAGAACCUCUAGCGUCAGAAUUGGUUUCUGACCCAACAUCGGUUCCAGAGACUAAUGUGCCAGAUUCAGACUCCAAUGUGCCUCUAAACCUGGAUGACAUUCCUAUUCCUAAGAAAGGAACUUACAACUUUGAUCCCAGUCAAUGGGAUGACCCAAACUUCAAUCCAUUUGGGAGCAACAGCACAUUGAAUAAUUCUCCGGGGCUCCCCAAAAGCUCCUACAGUUUCGACCUGGACAAGUUUGAUGAUUCUGUGGACCCUUUCAAGCCCUCCAACACUUUGAGCAACGAUGAAUUCUCCAGUUAUUCCACUCAGUCUGAGAAAAAAACAAAAGAUGGAAGCAAACAGAAAGCAAAUGAACCAGUUAAGGAAAAGAAAGGGCAACUGAUUCCCAAGAAAAGCAAACAGAUGACAGCCAAGACAUCUGAACAAGCCAAGUUUCUCUGUUUUCUUUUGAAUCCCUGCAAAGUGGACAAACAUGAUGAGAGCCAGUCGCAAAUGCAGGACAUGUGCAAGCAGGAGGAGGAGGAUGUUGUGGUUCACGCCCCGGAGAUCUCACAGCCAGUUCACCAUGCUACUGAUGAGGAGAAGCUGGCCUGCACAGGCAUCAUGGGUCAGAUGACCCAAAAUGAGCACCAGCAAAAAGAAGAUUGUGAAAACAGUAAAGCAUCUCACAAAAAACAGCCAAGUGAUGACAUACCUGUAAGAGAUGCUCCUGAGAUGGUGGAUCAUGAAGUUGAAAAGGACACAUGUAUUGUGAAGGAUGAGACACAUGAGAGUCAAACAAUAUGUAGCAGCGAAACUGAGGUCCAGUCCCAAGACAAAAUUUGCCUAACUGAGAUUGACAAGGCUGCAGUGUUGACCCUCAUCAGGGAGGAGAUAAUCACUAAAGAGAUGGAGGUGAAUGAGUGGAAAACAAAGUACGAGGAGAGCAGAACGGAGGUUUUAGAGAUGAGGAAAAUUGUUGCAGAGUAUGAAAAGACAGUUGCCCAAAUGAUUGAGGAUGAGCAGGAGCAAAAGACAUUGUCAUGUAGUAAAUCGGUCAGGCAGCUGACUAUGGAAAGGGAUCAGGCUCUGUCUGACCUCAAUUCUGUCGAGCGCUCCUUUGCUGACCUCUUCAGGAGGUAUGAAAACAUGAAAGGGGUCCUGGAGGGCUUCAAGAAGAAUGAGGAGGUCCUCAAGAAGUGCGCACAGGACUAUCUGACACGCAUCAAGCAGGAGGAGCAACGUUACCAAACCCUCAAAGUGCACGCGGAGGAGAAACUAGAUAGGGCCAAUGAGGAGAUUGCUCAGGUGCGUGCAAAAGCCAAUUCAGAGGGUAUCGCACUCAAUGCCAGCCUGAGGAAGGAACAGAUGAAGGUGGACUCACUUGAAAGGGCCGUCCUUCAGAAGAAUCAAGAGAUUGAAGAGCUCACCAAGAUCUGCGAUGAGCUAAUUGCCAAAUUGGGAACGGAGUAGGCAAUGACUGUGUUCUUUUAAAAGAGCACACAAAACACAUAAACACACUGCAAGCUAUCCGGAGUGGUGGAUUACGUAUAUGUUUGCAUACCUCAUACUAAAAUACAGAACUCGAACAGUGUUCAAGCACAAAAGUCAGGCCUAUUUUGACCGUAUGGAUAUUGUAGUCAUCUUUUAUUCAUGACUAUGAACUAAUUUACAUUAUAUGUAGUUUCCUUCUUGAGCAUCAGAAAUAUUGUCAUUGAGUGCCUGAGCUUUAGAUAGAGGUUUUAGAUGUAUAGAUUACCUUUCUCAAUUUCAAUGCCUAUAAAAACCAGUUGUACAUCAUUAAAUAUGGAAAUAUCAGUAAUUUAAUCCAAAAAGUGACUCAACCCUUAACCCUAAAUACAUAUGAUUUAUCCUUAACAACAUAAAAACAACAAAAAAUGACUAUCAAGAAAUAAAUUCCUGCUUGACAGAAACAAAAACAAUACAAAAAGUGUUUAAAUUUUUAAUCAGCAUUUACUAUGUGAAUGAAAUGAGUGUCUUUUUUGACCUAAUAAUUUCUUUUCCCCCCACAAUAUUCUAAUUUAUUGAGAUGUGACCUUUUAAGUUAUUUCAAAGCUAUUUUUCUGUUACCUGUUUUAAUCACGUCCUUCUAUGAGUAAUACUGUCAUCAUGGAAUACUGUCAUCAUGCAAUUGACAUUUGUGGAAUCUUUUUUUUUUUUUUCUAAAGAGUGAAAUCAUCUUUUCAGUCAGCCUCUUUCCACCUUGCUUUUCCUCACGCUGUGUCACGUUUCAGGAGCCGUCUGUGCUAUUUUUUGCACGCUCAGUCUAUCCAAAUAAGGUGUGCCUUUGUUUAUUUUGUAAAUAUAAAACGUGUCUCUGUAAUUUCCUCAUGCAGUCGUCUCUUGUGGCCAAAGUGCCGUGUCGCACGUCUAUCCUGUUAUGUGAAUGCACGCUUGCAGUUUAAACAUGUUCCAGCAUUGAUGGCAUUCUCGGGUCAGGUUGAACCCAAGAGACGUAAGUGCAGCAAUGAGAUGGAUGGUCUGCUCUUCAAUGGUUUCAGCACAAUCUAUUGCCAAAACGAUGACAAAUGACGGUGUGUUGCGGUGGUGUCUUUCAUAUUU